This is a messenger RNA of Lindgomyces ingoldianus, 384 nucleotides long. Its product is annotated as acetyl-CoA synthetase-like protein. Gene Ontology annotation, biological process: amino acid activation for nonribosomal peptide biosynthetic process; secondary metabolite biosynthetic process. NCBI's taxonomy places the organism in Eukaryota, Fungi, Ascomycota, Dothideomycetes, Pleosporales, Lindgomycetaceae. Gene Ontology annotation, molecular function: phosphopantetheine binding. Gene Ontology annotation, cellular component: cytoplasm. The record is from RefSeq and is a predicted model, not a curated record. The transcript is spliced from 2 exons. The annotation marks the transcript as partial.
GAUUUCCUGAGCCACCGCAAUAGGCUUCAGCUAGAGAAAUGGAACGAAAAGCCGCUGGAACAAGUCAAACAGACCAUCCAUGGGGUCAUUCGCGAGACUAUGCAGAGGUGCUCGGAAAACGAAGCAUGUGCAUCCUGGGACGGUUCCCUGUCGUAUCAAGACCUGCACGAUCAUGCCUCCCGCAUUGCUUCCCACCUCAUUAACCAAGGCGUCGGUCCUGAAGUGAUCGUUCCUCUUUUUUUCGAGAAAUCGAAAUGGAAUUUAGUUGCCAUGCUUUCAGUCUUGUAUGCUGGCGGAGCUUUCCUGCCACUUGAUCCUGCAAAUCCAAAGCAACGCCUCCAGUAUCUGGUCGAGUCCACCAAUGCAAAUAUUCUUCUCUGCUCG